AUGUCCAGACUCCCCGAUAUCUAUCGUGCGGUCCAUGCAUUCCUGCUUGAACAGGGCCACACCAAGGCAGCUCAGGCGGUAAGGAAAGCUGCUCUUCCCGUUGUCGAUGUCGAUGCUGCCUCGGACACCACCCCAAAAUCGCUAGUCGAGGUCUAUUCGACUCAGGCUCCAGUGCCCAGCGGCAAUCCAAACGAGUCUGUGGAUCAUAGUUCCAGUUCAGAUGAUUCAUCCAGCUCCAGUAGCGAGGAUGAAGCAGUGGCGAGUCCCAAAAAGGUCUCUAUUGUGGACAGGAACAAACCCGGAGCCACAAACGGAGCCGCCAAAGCCUCCGCCAAAACAGCCAAGGACUCGAACGAGUCCAGUAGCUCAGAGGAUGACUCUAGCGAAGAAAGUUCCAGUUCCAGCUCCAACGACUCCAACGACUCUAGUGACUCCGACUCUAGUGACUCCGACUCGGAUUCCAGCUCGGAUGAAGGAGACGAAAACGAGGCCAAAUCUCUGCCCAAACCCGCUGUCGAUUCCAAGGUGAAACCAGCCACCAACGGGGUAGCCAAGCCCACUGUCAACGGUAAAUCCAAGGCCAAAGAGUCCGACUCUUCCAGCGGUUCGUCCAGCCCAAGCUCUUCUGAAGAGUCCGAGUCGUCUUCAGAAGACGAUUCGGGCUCUGAAUCCAGUUCUGAAUCUUCCAGCUCCGAGUCCGAAUCCGAGUCUGAACCCGAAACCCAACCCGCUGCUAAAAAACGAAAAGUCGAUGCUACUUCGUCCGUCCCUGUUCCAGCUACGACAACUACCAAGACCAAAACUACUACUGUCGCUACUACCCCCGAGACCGUCACUCUCACCAAAAGCACCACUACAUCGACCACCACGUCUACAGACGGCACAAAUGGCAAGAAUGGCAAGCAGAAAGGCCCCCGAAAGCCCGUCGUUCCAUUCUCGCGAAUCAAGGCCGAUGAUGUUGUCUAUGCAGACCCGAGGUUGAUGAACAACAGCUUUGAUAGCAAGGGCGGUACCAUUAAUGACUAUGGUGAACGCGCCUCAAGAGAUCUUAUAGUCACCCGCGGGGCCGGGUUUAGGAAAGAAAAGAACAAGAAGAAGAGAGGCAGCUACCGGGGUGGGGAAAUCACGUCCGGGCUGGGGGAAGGGUUCGGAGUCAAGGGUGGAACUGGAUGGACGAUCCCAACCCCCGCCCUUAUAUCUUUCGUCUGUACUGCCGAUCUGCUAACGCGCGUUCCCACCUCAGAUGCAGAGCCAUUCCAUAAAGUUCACUUAGAUCUACGGUGCAUCAGGGGCGUCGGGUUUGCUAUAUCCACGUAUGGUGCCAAGUAG
Messenger RNA from Rhizoctonia solani, 1329 nucleotides. RefSeq names its product SRP40, carboxy-terminal domain protein. Gene Ontology annotation, cellular component: nucleolus; nucleoplasm. The record is from RefSeq and is a predicted model, not a curated record. Lineage: Eukaryota; Fungi; Basidiomycota; Agaricomycetes; Cantharellales; Ceratobasidiaceae. The transcript is spliced from 8 exons. The coding region runs from base 1 to 1329 and encodes 442 amino acids.